CUAUCAAUCUAUCAGUGCGGUGAACCGGAUGUAGAUAGUAGUUUCCGGCGUAGACACCGUGCACGUGUGUGUUUUUCGGGUGACUUAUCGGUGAGGUCCAAAGCCGUCAUGACGUCGCUGGCUCUCCAGUUGAAGAGGCUCGCGCUUCCUCAAAGCGAUCCGAACCUGCUGACCCGUAAAGAGGUUGCCUCGCUGCUCUUUGAUCCCAAAGAUGCUGCCACCAUGGACAGGAGCACCUUCUACGCCCUGGGCUGCACGGGGCUGGAGGAGCUGCUGGGAAUCGAGCCGGCUUUCCUGGAGUUCCAGGACACUCUGUUCAGUGCCGCAUCUCUGACUCUGGAGCGAAGCGUCCAGUCUAAAGAGGUCAAUGAGAAGCUGGACACUGGAAUCUCGCUCUUCCUCACCCGGCUCUGUCCGUAUUUCCUGCUAAAGCCAGCUCACAAGUGCAUCGAGUGGCUGGUUCACCGCUUCCAUGUCCAGCUGUAUAACCCAGACAGCCUGCUGGCCUGCGCGCUGCCAUAUCACGACACCAACCUGUUCGUCCGAGUCCUGCAGCUGCUGAAGCUCAAAAAAGCCACCAACCGCUGGAACUGGCUGCAGUGUUUACAGAAACCAGGCGUGCCACUCUCUAGAGGGACUCUGAUCACACACUGCUACUCAGACCUGAGCUUUAUGGACUUCAUCUGCACCAUGGUGACAAGGUCCAUCCAGGCUUACUCUGGACACUCUGAAAGCUUCUCUCAGCUCAGAGUGAUCUUCUCUUUCUAUGCCUCCACAAUUGUCCCUGCUCUGGACGCUGUGGACAAAGUUUCUGACUCCAUCAUCGCCAAACUGCUGCCAUAUGUCCAGACGGGUCUCAAGUCCUCCCUGUCGGACUACAAAGCCGCCACCUACAUGAUCGUGUGCCAGCUGGCGGUGAAGGUGGUGAUGGAGGCCAGUCUGGUCAACAGCCUCGCCGUGCACAUCAGCAGGUCUCUGCUCAAAGAGCCCGUUCUGGCCAAAGAAGGUCUGGGCAGCCUCAUCGUGCUGCUGCAGAACCAGAAGGAUGGAUCGGCCGGUCCCAGAGCUUUCAGCAUUCUAUGCUCGAUGCCAGCGCUGGUUUCAACGCUGCAGGUCAUGGCGGCGAGUCAUGAUGUCAGUCCUUUGCUGCGGUACCUGCUGCCUCACCUGGUCCGCAGUGUGUUCUACAGCAGCUCAGAUGAGAAUGGGACAGUCAGACUCAACGUGCUGGAGUCCAUCCUGAAAUCUGUCCCCUUGACUAAAGACCUGGACCAGACCGUGGCCCGGCAGCUCCUGGAAGAGUAUCUGAAUCAAACUGCGCGCACUGCAGAGGACAUGUCAGCCCUCGACCAGCACCUGCUGCCUCUGGUGCGACUGUUCGAGUCCAAGUACUGCCAAGCUCUGGAUGCCGUCCUCUCUGGUCAUGUGACGGACAACAGUGACUCGCAGAAGAAGCGUCUCUUCCACCAGUUCCUGUCUUUGUCUAUAAGCAGUGGGAAAUUCCAGAUUUUAGACGACUCGGACACGUCGCUGCUGCUCAGCCUGAAACACCCGCAGCCUUCGGUCCGAGUGGCGGCUGUGGAUCAUUUGAUGAGCAUCAUCACCUCUGAACAGCAGCGGAGUUUGAGUGAAACGUUCCUGAAAGACGCCAUCGCAGAGCGCCUGAACGACGACGUUCAAGAAGUCGUCUCUGCCACUCUCAGGCUCCUGCAGACGCUGCUGGACGUUCUGGACCCAGAGGAUGUGGUGUCGUGGCUGCUGGCCCUGCUGCACAGAGCUCAUCUGUCCACUCAGAAGUGGAUGCCCGUACUGAUGGAGGCGGUGCGUUUACUGUCCGAUCCCCGGCUGGGAAAGGGAGAUGCUGAGUUCGUGCAGAAAACAGGCUGGAAGCUGCUGCCCUUCCUGGUGAUCACCUCGGCUGAGCUUGGAAUCGCUGGCUCCAUAGCCCGGUCCUCCAUCUUUAGCCAGCACCCCCUCACUCUGAGAUGGGCUCAAGAGCUGCAGGAUGUGAUGAAGAGGAGCGCUGAACCUGAAUUCAUAGGUUUGGCCAACCAGCGUCUGGUCUCCACGCUGACCAAGAACCUGACUAACAUGGAGCACUUCUCCAAACGUGACGCUGUGGAGAAACUGGUCCUGCUGGUGGAACAGCAGCAGAGCUUUGGUCUCAGAGGGAGGGCAUCCUUCCUGGUUCUGACCCAGACCCUGCUGCUCAGCCUGGGGGCGCUGAGCGAGACGCAGCAGCUGCUCACUGCUCAGAGUGUCUACAUGCUGCUGGAGCGCCCCCUGCUGGACGCAAUCCGGAGAGACGACGCCAUGGAAAUUGAGUGUCCCAUCUCCGUGACGGCCUCCUUCUCUGAAGCCCUGGUGCUCUACCUGAGCAGAUGUGAGCAGCAGCCAGGGGAGCGUCUGGACCGGGAGUUCUGUUCGGUUCUGAUCGCUCUGCUCAGAGAAUUUAUCUCCUCACUCAAGUGUCAUGACACUUUGUUUAAAGACGAGGUGUGGUGGAACCCAGAGAAGAUGGACACCAACACCUGCUGCUACCUGGGCCUGAUCUGCCGCCUCUUCAGCAUCAUCAUCAUCGGCGGCGCUGCAGAGGGUCCGAUGGCCAGCAGCUGCAGGGAGCUGAUGAAAGAGCUCAUCCAGGUCCAUCUUGAGGAGCCCACGAUGCUCUUUAGGUUCUUGUGCCUCCUCUGGGGAUACAGUGGUAACCAAGGAGACCAGCUGGAUGUGAAGGUAGGCGCCGUUCUGCAGACCAGAGCGCUAUACAUGGGCCGAGCUCUGAUGGAGGUGCAACCUGCAUCCACGCUGGACAAGCUGGCAGCUACAGACUCACCAGUUAUCCCAUCCUUGCUGUGCUGUCUCAGUUCUCCGGUUCGGGAGGUCCGAAGGGCUGCCCUCUGCUCCCUGCAGAGCCUGUCAGAAGCCAGGAGCUCCCCCUUCCAGCCAAUCAUAGAGAGGCUGCAGAAGACCUCAGAUGAGAUCAUCACUGACCCUUCAUAUCUGAGCACGAUUCUCGGAGUUCUUCACGACGAGUCUUCAUCCAGCAAACUGAAGACGCAACAGAAGAAGCUACAGAUGCCUCUGCAGCAUCUGAUGCAGAGCAUUCAGGACCCCCGCUGCCCGUCGUAUACCGCCGCCGCCCUGCUGGGGGCCCUAAGCCUUGUCAACGGAAAGUCCAUCCUCGCCACUCUGCUUCCCGUUCUGGAACGGCUCCUCGAGCAGACUGGACCCGAUACUCCAUCCCUGCUGUGCUCUGAAACCCAGCUGCAGCAGCUUGUAAUGGGGAAGUUUAAUGAAGCGUCUGCGCCCCUACUGGCCGAGGACCAGAAUUGCAUGGAUCUGUUCAUUAGAGCUCUGAGGCUACCCAGCUGUCAGAUCUUCGCUCUGGAACAGAUCAACAAGCCGUUGUUUUCGGCCCUCGGAGACGAGAAGGUGCAGCAGAAGCUCCUGUCGGUGCUGUUCGACCUGCUGGUGGAGGGUCAUAGUCCGCUGGUGGCCAACACGGUCAGCAGUGUCUUCAAAGCGAUCGCCGUUGACGCUCAGCUGGUCGCCAACGAGCUCGCUCCUCCUGACAAACCAAAGGUCAGCGUCACGGUUCAACAAACCCGCAGGAGCAGAAUGACCCUAAGGAAACCUCAGGAGAGUGACAGUGCGUGUCCACAGGGGGGUGCUGUGUUGUGGCAGAGAGUCACCCUGAUCCUGGAGCUGCUGCAGCACAAGAAGAAGCUGAAGAGAGCCCAGGUGUUGGUGCCGGUUCUCUUCUCUCUGCUUUCCAGGAGUCUGGAGCCCUGUGCAGGUGAUCAGACAAACAUGGAGUACAUCAAGCAGCUGUUGCUUAGCUGUCUGCUAAACAUCUGCAACAAGCUGUCGCCUGAUGGAGGUCCGCUGGCUGCAGAAGUCCUGGACGAAGAGAAGUUCAACGUGGAGCUUGUGGUUCAGGUCAUCAGGUCCUCUGACAUGCCCCAGACUCACCACCAUGCUCUGCUGCUGCUGGCUGCCACUGCCGCCAUUUUCCCUGAGAAAGUCCUCCACAACAUCAUGCCCAUCUUUACCUUUAUGGGAGCCAACAUCCUGCGGCUGGACGACGCCUACAGCUUCAGAGUCAUCGAGAAGACGAUGCAGACGGUUGUCCCAGCCUUAGUCCAGGCCCACCGCCUCUCUGACGGCUCCUCUGCCCCCAUCAUGGUUGCCGUGGUGACAAAGAUCAUGCACGUAUUUUCAGACGCACUGCCUCACGUGCCUGAGCACCGGCGGCUGCCCGUUCUCAGCCAGCUGGUGACCACGCUGGGCCCCGCCCACUUCCUGUGGAUCCUUAUGCUGCUGUUGCUAAAACUACACACCACACAGAUCAGUGAUGCCAGCGAGAAGGAUGCAGCUCUGGAGCGGGACAUGGAGUUCUGGAUCUCUCUGUGCUGUCAGUUCAACGUGAACCAGCAGCUCAGCUCCCUAAUCAACAUCCUGAACUUCCUGCUGCACCUGCCAGACGACAAAGAUGAAGCUGCAGAAAAGCGGCCAAUUGGCCGGCAAGCACCCAAGAAGGAGGAGGAACAGAAAGAAAAGAUGGAGGAACUGAUCUUCAGUGUAGAGGCUCACAGUAGCAAAGAGCUGCGACACUUUAAGUUCCUCUGCGUGUCCUUCAUGGCUCAGCUGCUCGGCUCCAGCAGCUUCAUCCAGAAGGUUUUAGAGGGAGGCGACAGCAGCGACGCUUCUCUGCAGCAGCUGCAGCAGAAGCUGCUGGAGGAGAUCCUGCGCUACAUCCACUCUGUGGCUCGCUGCGUGGAGGCGAAUGCUGACAAACCUACCGCCAAGUUCUGGAGAGUUCUGCUAAACAAGGCGUACGAAGUCCUCGACCGGGUGAACGCCCUGCUGCCCACAGACACCUUCAUCACAGUGAUGAAGGGACUAAUGGGAAAUGAGCUGCCAUCAGUGCGGAGAAAAGCCAUGGAGCUCCUUAAUAACAAGCUGCAUCAGCGCUCUCAGUGGGAUGAGCAGCAGGUGGUGGCACUCUUACAGCUGACCUCUGACCUGCUGAGCAUUGUUGGGAAGAGUCCUUGUAAGGUGUCCGAGGAGUCAGAGCAGGCCAUCAACCGGCAGACGGCGCUCUACAGCCUCAAGUUGCUCUGUCGUAGUUUUGGCUCCGCCCACCAAGAGGUGUUCGUCCCAGUCCUGCUGCUGGUGGUGGACAUCGUCACGGUGACAAAGGAGGAGAAGAACGUGAUGGGCAGUGCUCUGCUCUGUAUCGCCGAGGUGGUUGGUGCACUGAAGGCACUUGCCAUCCCUCAGUUACCCAGGCUGAUGCCAGCAGUCCUGCACGUGCUCAGUGACAGGAAGGAGCUGCUAACCAAUGAGAUCUACCUACUCAGCGCCGUCACAGCUCUGCAGCGUGUCACAGAAACACUUCCACACUUCAUUAGCCCGUAUUUGCAGGACACCACAUUUCAGGUGUGCCGCUUGACCCGCCUCACAGAUACCUCCUCCUCUUCAACCUCCUCAUCAUCACCAUCUGGCCAGCUCCACCUCCGUCUCUCAUCCUUGAGAAGCACGCUGUCCACCACGCUACCCCCAAGGGUCCUCCUGCCCACCUUAUCCAGGUGUUACAGCUGCAUGGUGGAGGAUAGGAAGGACCAGCUGGAGUCGCUGAUGAGCAUCCUGAAGGAACAUAUCGGUCACAUGGAUAGAGAGCAGCUCAACGCCCACCAAUCAGAGCUUACCACUUUCUUCCUGACUUCGCUGGAUUUCCGGGCCAAACACUCGCAGAGUGAUCUGGAGGAGGCGUGGCAGGUUGAGGGCGGAGUCAUUGACUGUCUGAUCGCCAUGGUGAUGAAGCUGUCGGAAGUCACGUUCAGGCCACUCUUCUUUAAGCUCUACGAUUGGACUAAAUCAGACAGCAAAGAUCGCCUGCUAACGUUUUACCGUCUCUGCGACUGCAUCGCCGGGCGGCUCAAAGGACUCUUCGUCCUGUUUGCAGGAAACCUGGUGAAACCUCUGGCGGACGUGCUUAGACAGAACAACACCUCCAAAACAGAUGAGCUCAUCUUUGACUCGGAGCGCUCAGAGGAGAAAAAUUGCCUGCUGCUUCAGUUGGUCCUCGACGUUCUCCAGAAGAUCUUCCUCUAUGACACUCAGAGGUUCCUGAGCCGAGAGCGGGCCGACGCCCUGCUGGGCCCGCUGGUGGACCAGCUGGAGAACUGUCUGGGUGGGCCACAGGUCUACCAGAACCGGGUCAUCCAGAACCUGGUUCCCUGUGUGGGACAGUUCUCUGUGGCGCUGGCCGACGACACUCAGUGGAAAACUCUCAAUUAUCAGAUCCUGCUGAAGACGAGACACAGCGACGCCAAGGUGCGGUUCUCCUCCCUCCUCAUGCUGAUGGAGCUGGCGUCCAAACUGAAAGAGAACUAUGUGGUUCUGCUACCUGAGACCAUCCCGUUCUUGGCAGAACUCAUGGAGGAUGACUGUGAGGAGGUGGAGCAGCAGGUCCAGAAAGUCAUCCAGGAGAUGGAGAACAUCCUGGGAGAGCCGCUGCAGAGCUACUUCUAAUAGUAUAAAAUACCACAUAGAACGGGUUCCAAAGAGAACACUGCUGGUCCAUUCUGAACUCCACUCACUGAUUUUCUUACAGUAAAAUGUUCAGUUUUCACAUGAAAUAAAUGUACAGAUUUUUUUUUUAAUGAAAACGUGUGUUUUUAUUUAAAUGAUCCCAUGGCAACUGAAACUUUAAACUGUAAUCCAGCAGCUGACCUGUAGGUGGCACUAUGGAGUUCCCGCUCAUUGGUGACACCUGCUCUUUUUUUUUUUUACUCUGGACAGUUUUCUAGUUUGGUGAAAAAAAUGUUUCAGAAAUAUUUAGUUUUUUCGCUGUUGCGCCUCCGGGCUGAAAAACCAUUUAAUCAGUUCCAGUUCUAACCCAUGUUCGCUGCAGCCAGAAGAUCUAGACAAACCAGUGGCUUUUUUUUUUUCCAUUUCUUUAAUAUAACCUUUUUAUUCAGUUUUGGCAUUCAGGUUUCCAUAGCAGUGGUCUACGAACUGAAUUUUGUCUCUUUAUGUUCUUUGGUGCAGACAAAUAAAGUUGAAUUAUUCUCAGAAUUUAGAUUCCACGUUUGGCGGUUUAAUAAAACACAAGUUUAACUCUUA
Messenger RNA from Girardinichthys multiradiatus, 7131 nucleotides. RefSeq names its product HEAT repeat containing 1 (gene heatr1). The coding region runs from base 109 to 6537 and encodes 2142 amino acids. Gene Ontology annotation, cellular component: small-subunit processome; 90S preribosome; t-UTP complex. Gene Ontology annotation, molecular function: snoRNA binding. Gene Ontology annotation, biological process: positive regulation of transcription by RNA polymerase I; maturation of SSU-rRNA from tricistronic rRNA transcript (SSU-rRNA, 5.8S rRNA, LSU-rRNA). The record is from RefSeq and is a predicted model, not a curated record. NCBI's taxonomy places the organism in Eukaryota, Metazoa, Chordata, Actinopteri, Cyprinodontiformes, Goodeidae. The transcript is spliced from 45 exons.